AUGAUCAAUGUUAUAUAUGCUGCACUUGGAAGAACUGGCUCUCAACCUACUAGGGUGAUGUUUGUGGCCAAGUCGCCAGCCGAGGACCCAAACUCUAAGCCGAAGAGAGCUAGAUUAGAGAUCCAACCUUCAUUAAGUUUCUUAGAUGAAGAAAAGAUUGGAACUAUCCAACCACAUGGUGAUGCUUUAGUGGUCACCCUUCGGAUAGGGGGGUAUGAUGUGAAAAGGGUAAUGGUGGAUCAAGGCAGUUGUGUAGAAGUCAUGUAUCCUGACUUAUAUAAAGGAUUGAACUUGAAACCUGAAGACUUAACAACUUACGAUUCGCCUCUGGCAGUUUUUGAUGGAAACCUUGUUGCCUCGAAGGGUCAAAUUAGGUUACUAGUGCAAGCCGAUUCAGAAGUGGUGGAAGUGGAUUUCAUAGUGGUGGAUGCAUACUCCCCCUACACGGCUAUUGUUGCCCGACCUUGGCUUCACACAUUGGGUGCCGUUUCUUUAACUUUACAUCAGAAGGUUAAGUAUAUUUCUGGAGACUAG
Messenger RNA from Quercus robur (English oak), 534 nucleotides. RefSeq lists its product as uncharacterized. The record is from RefSeq and is a predicted model, not a curated record. The transcript has a single exon. Bases 1 to 534 code for a protein of 177 amino acids. NCBI's taxonomy places the organism in Eukaryota, Viridiplantae, Streptophyta, Magnoliopsida, Fagales, Fagaceae.